Dracunculus medinensis (Guinea worm) is the source of this 624-nucleotide messenger RNA. Lineage: Eukaryota; Metazoa; Nematoda; Chromadorea; Rhabditida; Dracunculidae. The record is from the annotation of a GenBank genome assembly.
AUGUCCAAUCUAAUCGCUGCACUCACCGCUGUUGCUUUCGGAAUUUUAUUAUUUUCCAUAGAGGACGAAUGGCGACAAUUGAUACGCACAAACCUUCAAUAUUCUAUACAAAAGUCUAUCGAGAAUAACGAAUUUGCUGAUGAAAUCAAUCGAAUUCAAUCACUGUUUCAAUGUUGUGGUUUGUCAGUAAAUGGCUCUGAACCGAAAGAAAUAUGGUUGACUCUGUUAAAAGUCGACAUGGCUUUUAAAAAUGAAUUAUUCAGACCCUACAAAAUGCUUCCAUGGUCGUGUUGUCGUCACAACCAUUCCUACUGCGAUCAUCUUGCUUUUGAACGAUACUAUACACAAAUCAAUGCAAAUGUUUAUAAAAAAUGGCCGUCUUAUACCAAACAUAUCAACGAGAAAUGGGAAUGCGGAUCUCUCGAAAACUGCAAAAAUAAGCGAAAACUUGCGCAAGUUUCACUAAACAAUCGCGAUUGUUCGGAAUCAUUUGUCAAUUCAUUUCAAACUGUUAUCUUCCAUUGGAAUGGUUCUUGUGCAAUUGUGCUAGGACUACAAAUGCUUUUUACAUCUAUCACUGCGUUUUUUUUCGAGUUGACGGAUGCCCGGGCCAAUUAUCAAUAA